CUAAUCCGGAAGCAGCCGCUAACCCGGAAGUGGUCGAGUUAUAGGGCUCUGGAGGUGGUGGCGGCGGCAACUGCGGCUUUGGAGGCAGCUGCGACUCUAGGAUGAACGCCCCUCCUGCCUUCGAGUCGUUCUUGCUCUUCGAGGGCGAGAAGAAGAUCACCAUUAACAAGGACACCAAGGUACCCAAUGCCUGUUUGUUCACCAUCAACAAGGAAGACCACACGCUAGGAAACAUCAUUAAAUCGCAGCUGCUGAAGGACCCACAGGUGCUGUUUGCUGGCUACAAAGUCCCCCACCCCUUGGAGCACAAGAUCAUCAUCCGAGUGCAGACCACACCGGACUACAGCCCCCAGGAGGCCUUCACCAAUGCCAUCACAGACCUCAUCAGCGAGCUCUCCCUGCUGGAAGAGCGAUUCCGGGUGGCCAUCAAAGACAAGCAAGAAGGAAUUGAAUAGUGGGCUGCACCCCACCCUUCUCCAGGCACCAGGUGGACAAGAGUACUUCUUCCAGCCAUGGGCCUCCUUAUAGAAAUUCCAGUGAGCCCCUCACCCCCAACACCAAUAUGUCCUGUACAUAGAGCCUGUUUUACCUUCCUAAUAAAGUGAGGCAGGAAA
Messenger RNA from Hippopotamus amphibius kiboko, 614 nucleotides. RefSeq names its product RNA polymerase II subunit J (gene POLR2J). The coding region runs from base 102 to 455 and encodes 117 amino acids. NCBI's taxonomy places the organism in Eukaryota, Metazoa, Chordata, Mammalia, Artiodactyla, Hippopotamidae. Gene Ontology annotation, molecular function: DNA binding; protein dimerization activity. Gene Ontology annotation, cellular component: RNA polymerase II, core complex. Gene Ontology annotation, biological process: transcription by RNA polymerase II. The transcript is spliced from 4 exons. The record is from RefSeq and is a predicted model, not a curated record.